UAGCAUUCCGCGCCGCCGAAACCCUCGUGAGUCGCCGCCGCUCGCCGCUCGCCGCUCGCCGCUUUGAUAUCUUCAUCUCUGGGGUUUCCCUCUCUCUCUCUCUCUCAGCGGCUUUGCGAAGGUAGUCUUCGAAGUUGGGAAAUCUUGGUGGUAGGUUUCCGGUGCUUUCAUCAUGUUGGUGUCCAGGGUUUUGGGGCGAGUGCUUUGCGCCGCUUCCAAAUCGGAGUCCUUUGCGACUUCCGCCGCGGCGGCCGCUGCAGAUUCGGCUAGGAGGGCACAUAAUCCUCUCGAGGAGUUCUUUGAGGUGGACAGAAGCACGGAUGAAGAAAAACCCGUCGUUUAUGGACGUGGUUGGAAGGCUUCUGAAUUGCGUCUCAAAUCUUGGGAUGACCUUCAGAAGCUGUGGUACGUCCUUCUGAAGGAAAAGAAUCUGCUAAUGUCUCAACGCCAAAUGCUUCAUGCUCAGAACCUUCGCUUUCCUAACCCAGAACGAGUUCCGAAGGUAAGGAAGUCAAUGUGUCGAAUAAAGCACGUCUUAACUGAGAGAGCAAUUGCUGAACCUGAUCCAAGGAGGUCUGCUGAAAUGAAGAGGAUGAUUAAUGCCUUGUGAUGUUAUCUGUUUUCCUUUUGAAUUCUAGUAUUAUCUUAUGUGCUUUUUUCCCAAGAAGAUACAAUCAAAUGUCAAAAUCUAUUGGGCAACUGAGAUCCUUUUUUAUGCUUGAAAGGUUUCUUUGUUCUGUUGUGCAAUAUGUACUCAGAUCCUUGAUUUGCUUAAAACUUGAUCUUGAAUUUGUAUGCA
Musa acuminata subsp. malaccensis (wild Malaysian banana) is the source of this 799-nucleotide messenger RNA. RefSeq lists its product as uncharacterized. Gene Ontology annotation, molecular function: structural constituent of ribosome. Lineage: Eukaryota; Viridiplantae; Streptophyta; Magnoliopsida; Zingiberales; Musaceae. The record is from RefSeq and is a predicted model, not a curated record. Gene Ontology annotation, biological process: mitochondrial translation. Gene Ontology annotation, cellular component: mitochondrial large ribosomal subunit; mitochondrial ribosome.